AAAGAUCAAAUAAAUAAAUUUUUAGAAAACUUUGUGUUCAUUUCUAACAUUUGGUUUAUUUGGGGGGAGAAAUUUCAAUAAUAUUUUAAUAGCAACCGCAAUUUUCUUCGUAAUGUUCACAAGCAGUGCCAAACGCAAGACGCCGGUUGAACGUAAGGAUAUAUACAGUUUACGGCCAUUACCGACCAGAGGAACAUACAGAAGAAAUCCAGACGAAGAUUUUGUCUUAAACGGAAUCAAAAGUAGAAUCAAAGCCAGAGGAAAGUCAGAGCGAACCAACGGUGUAAUGACCUUUGACAGAUCCGUUUCGUUUAAGGAGACGGAUAAUAUUUUGAAUGGAGAUAUAGAUCAAAACUUUGACAGCAUCGGCGAGGGAUCUGAGAGCACGACGGAUGAAUUUAAAGACACGGUUGAGUCCGAACUAGUUCGACUUAAAGAUGAUGUUAUUCACGUUGUCCAUCCUUUAGAAACAUCUUGGUAUCUCAACCCUCUACAUAAACCUCGAAAUAAUGAUUUUGAUAUGGUUGAUCUUGAAAGAAAGAGUCCUUUACAAGCAUCUGUGAUAAAAGCUGAAAGGCAAGGCUCUCUUUACCCAACUCCCAAGGAAGAUGUGGAAAAGAUACCAAUAGACUCCUUCGAUAUUUCCAUGUUUUGUAAUGCAGCAUAUGAUAUGAUGAAAUCAAGAUCGUUGACUUCUUUGACAAGUCCCUACCAAUACAAGCUGGCUAUGUUAAAAAUGGAGAGUUUGAAACUCGAAGAAGACAGACUGCUUCAGAAAAAAACACUUUCUGAACUAGAAAGAAUCCGUGGGCCAUCACCUCGAUGGUACGAAAUGAAAAGCUCCGGUUUUCAUGUUGAACUCAGAAAAAAUAACCAAUAUCUUGCUUCAAAAGGUCGUUAUAAAGAAAUUACGGACUAUAGGCAUCGCUUGUUGCAGUCACUAAAAAGAUCAGAAACACCAUAAUUAGUAUUUUGAUAAUUUAUUUUUAAUCUAAAAAGAUUCCAAUAAGUUAAGUUAAAAAAUUAAAUAGUUACAAAUUUUUUUUUGCUUUUGCAAAA
Xenia sp. Carnegie-2017 is the source of this 1059-nucleotide messenger RNA. RefSeq lists its product as uncharacterized. NCBI's taxonomy places the organism in Eukaryota, Metazoa, Cnidaria, Anthozoa, Malacalcyonacea, Xeniidae. The record is from RefSeq and is a predicted model, not a curated record. Bases 113 to 964 code for a protein of 283 amino acids. The transcript has 2 exons.